Plodia interpunctella (Indianmeal moth) is the source of this 538-nucleotide messenger RNA. RefSeq names its product large ribosomal subunit protein bL19m-like. The transcript is spliced from 3 exons. The record is from RefSeq and is a predicted model, not a curated record. NCBI's taxonomy places the organism in Eukaryota, Metazoa, Arthropoda, Insecta, Lepidoptera, Pyralidae. Bases 123 to 464 code for a protein of 113 amino acids.
GAUAUGACCUUUAUGACCCAACAAUUCAGCAGAUUCAGGUCUUACGCCUUGAGAAGCGCCUCGAUGACAAGUUGUAUUACUUGAGGGAUGCUCUGCCUGAGUACAGUACCUUUCCAUUUGAUAUGGACAUGGAGAUAUUGCCAGAAGGCACUCCAGUACCCGUCAAUCCAGUGCAGGUUAAAUUGAAGCCAAGACCAUGGCUAGAAAGAUGGGAGAGGCAAGAUCUCAAGGGCAUAGCCAACAUAGAGGAAUACUUGAAAGAAAAAGAUAGAGUACGAAGAGAACUGCACAAGAAACCAUGGGAGAAAUUCGACUUGAUGCUGCAAUAUAGAAAAACGAUUCCUAUCGAAGAUCAAAAUAACGUUUGGGAUGAAGUUUACACCCAGUUGCAAAAUCUACAGAGCUCACAGAAGAAGAUGGCCAGAAAGCGUACGUUUAGCACGCCGAAAACGAAUCUUGGCUAAAGUAUUAGAAGUUAUUAUUUAAAAGUUAUGUAUGUUUUCAAUGUAGUUUUAUAAAAUAUACUUAUGUGAAUAUG